This is a messenger RNA of Striga hermonthica, 400 nucleotides long. NCBI's taxonomy places the organism in Eukaryota, Viridiplantae, Streptophyta, Magnoliopsida, Lamiales, Orobanchaceae. The record is from the annotation of a GenBank genome assembly.
UUAGGGGUAGCCUCUGGCUCAACCGGGGGCCAGGUCGAGGGAUCGACCACCUCCUCAGGGUCUCGACCAGAUCCGCAACCGCGGUCGCCUCCACGAGAGACCCCCUUACCCCCGCCCCCGCCACCGGGGCCACAGCAACCUCAAAAACAACAGAAACAACUACCACAACAACAGCAGCAGCAGAAACAACCACAUCAACAACAACAGCAGCCCUCCAAGACCCCGCAAGGGCGAUCUUCCUUGCUCCCUCCUGAGAAGAACCCCCAGCACAAAUCUGACUCCCAAUCAACCUCCAAGUCCUCGACCUCCUCGAAAACCAUCGACCACCAACACAAAUCCGAUGAUCGCCUAAAAACCACUGACCGCCAUCAGAAAUCAGACGACCGCUCACAGAAGACAG